UGAUCAUAUUUGAUGAGUUCAAUUAGUCCGUUGAUGUCUGAACACGUGCGUUUUAUUUCUUUCAUAAAUAAAUGAAACUUCUGUAAACAAUGACGCUCACGGCCUUCGUGACGUCACGCGGCAUCGCCCCCUGUGAUUGGCUCUCUCUGGAGGUUCGGUCUCGCCACGCCCCCGCCGAAUCGCUUAUGCUGCAGGGGGGCUGGACCGGAGGCAGCUGCUCACCGGGAGACCACCGAGGACCGAGGCUCUGCACCGGGAGCCUCUGCACCGGGAGCCUGUCUGUCCGCCAGGCCGAGGGACGGAGCUUCCCGGAGGCGGCGCCGUGGCUCUGUGGGGAAACCGCUGGUUCGAGUCCCGCGGCAGGAGACGCUGGAGUCCUGAGGUCGUAGAGUUGACCUGUGACCUGGUCCCAGGGUGGGGUCAGGAGCUGGUUGACCUCUGACCCUCAUAAUAAUCCUCUAGCAAGCUUUAGCGAGCUAAGUUUGUCUGCUCGCCGCGAUGCAGACGUCCGACUGCUACAACCAGAGGAACUCGCUUUUCAACACCAUGAAGCGCUUCAUCGGCGCCGUCAACAACAUGGACCAGAUGGUGAUGGUGCCCAGUCUGCUGCGGGACGUCCCGCUGGACCACAGCGGGGCCGGGAAGACGGUAAGCACCGCCGCCAACGGCUUCACCUACUUGGACCAGGACGCCGACAUGUACAGCGCGUACGUCCUGCUCAAGUCCAUCCGCAACGAUAUGGAGUGGGGCGCCCUGCGGGGCGAGGGGCAGGGCAAGGAGCGGACGGGGGCCACGGAGGGCGACGACCUGGAGAAGCAGUUCCAUCACCACCUGAACGGACUCCACGCGGUUCUGUCCGAACUGACCCGCCAGGCCGACUCGCUGACGCGCCGCUACAAGGAGGAGAUCGGCUGCGUGAACUGACCGCUCACACGUUUCCACGACGACGGGGAGCAUCUGGACGUUUCCACGACGACACGAAGCAUCUGGACGUUUGGGGACAAAAAGAUGUACGAUUCUGAUAUUUGUGCUGAUUUAUAUAUAUAUAU
Messenger RNA from Scophthalmus maximus (turbot), 1049 nucleotides. RefSeq names its product mid1-interacting protein 1-B-like. The record is from RefSeq and is a predicted model, not a curated record. The transcript has 2 exons. Gene Ontology annotation, cellular component: cytosol. NCBI's taxonomy places the organism in Eukaryota, Metazoa, Chordata, Actinopteri, Pleuronectiformes, Scophthalmidae. Gene Ontology annotation, biological process: regulation of lipid biosynthetic process. Bases 499 to 924 code for a protein of 141 amino acids.